Dictyostelium purpureum is the source of this 1998-nucleotide messenger RNA. RefSeq lists its product as uncharacterized. Lineage: Eukaryota; Evosea; Eumycetozoa; Dictyosteliales; Dictyosteliaceae. The transcript is spliced from 2 exons. The record is from RefSeq and is a predicted model, not a curated record. Gene Ontology annotation, molecular function: ATP binding; protein kinase activity; calcium ion binding. Gene Ontology annotation, biological process: protein phosphorylation. Bases 1 to 1998 code for a protein of 665 amino acids.
AUGGAUUUAAAUUUAAUUAAAAGAUAUAUAGAAAAUGAUUUACCCGAUGAUAAAGAACAAUUAAUUGGUUACUAUACACAAUUAAAACAAAUUUUAAAUGUAUUAAGUGAUCAAAAACAACAACAAAUAAAUGGCACCAAUAAUAAUAAUUUUGUUUCAGUAAAUUUUGAAAUUAUCGAAUCAAUUGAAGAAAAGAUGAAAACUAUAGAGAGCACAUUCAACGAUGUUUUAAAUUUAUCAGAAAAUUCACCACCAUCACCAAUGUUCAUUUCAAAUAAUGCUGGUAAUGAAAUUUCAUCUCACCAACCACAAUCUGGUAUAGUUAUUGAUGGAAAUAAUAAAACAAAUGUUACCGCCGAGAUUUUAGUCGACAACAACCACCAACAACAACAACAAAAGGAACAACAACAGGUACAACAACAAGUACAACCACAACAUCAAGUUCAACAAAAUUCAGAAUUAACAGAUGAACAAAAGCAAGCAAUUUCAAGAAAUCAACAAGUUGUUCAACAAGCAAUUUCCAAUAUGGAAGUUAAAAAGAGAAGCUCAAGCCAUCGUCAUUCAGGUCCACCUGAAAUUCCUCCAGAAGAAAUUAAAUUUGAUUCCAGAACAGAUUUAUUAGGUGGUGGUGCAUAUGGUAAAGUAUAUAAAGCUACAUGUAGAGGAAAAAAAGUUGCUGUAAAAGUACCAAAGAAACAAACUUUAAGUGAAUCUGAAUUAAAAUCAUUUAAAAAUGAAGUCGAUAUUAUGAGAAAUAUUUUUCAUCCAAAUGUUGUAUUAUUUUUAGGUGCAUGCACAAAACCAGGAAAAGUUAUGAUUGUUUCGGAAUUAAUGCAAACAGAUUUAGAGAAAUAUAUUCACUCAGAUAAUCCACCACCAUUUUAUCAAAGAAUGAAAAUGUGUUUAGAUGCAUCUCUAGGUAUUAAUUGGCUUCAUGGUAUUUGUAAUGUUAUUCACAGAGAUUUAAAACUUGCAAAUUUAAUGAUUAGCAAAGAUAAAACUGUAAAGAUUGGUGAUUUUGGUUUCAGUCAGGUUAUUAAAACAGGUACAACACUUUCAGAUCAAAAAGGUCCAAAAGGUACAGCAUUAUAUAUGGCACCAGAAGUUAUGAUGAAACAAGAAUUUAAUGAAAAAGCAGAUGUUUAUAGUUUUGGUUUAAUUCUUUAUGAAAUGGCAACAUGCGAAGAACUUUUCCCAGAAUACUCUGAAAUCGAUCCAUUUUAUGAUGCAAUUUGUAAUAAAAAAAUUCGUCCAAUUAUUCCAUCUGAAUAUCCAGUCUCUCUAAAAUCACUAAUCAGUAGAUGCUGGGAUCAUGACCCAAAUAAAAGACCAUCAUUUAAUGAAAUCACCCAAAGAAUGGAAGAUGUUCUUGUUGAUGUAGCCAUCUCGAACGAAGCUGCAGCUAGAUUUUGGAAGAAUAAUUUAACAAAGAGUGAACCAGAUACCGUUAAAUGGAGCGAAUUUGUCACAAAACUCUCUCAUGCUACCUCGGUUCAAUUAGCACCAUUAAGAGCCCUCAAAAAAUAUUUUUGCAAUACCUCUCUAGAUGAAAAUAUCUCUAUCGAGAAGUUUGACAUGAUGAACAAAUGGUUUGGAAACUUUUUUGACGAAAAAGUAGGCCCAUCCAUUAUCAACGAAAUGAUUGGAUUAUUAGAUCAACAGUGGUUCCACGAUAUCACAAGAGAUACCUCUGAAAAGAGAUUACGUGGUAGAAGUGACGGAACAUUUUUAAUUCGUCUCAGCAGUAACGAUCCAGUAAACACACCUUUUACAAUCUCAAAAAACAAAAACUCAAAACCUGUUCAUAAACGUGUUUCUCGUGAUUAUGUCGCUGCAUCGCAAGAAUACCCAUUAGGCUAUAAAAUUUCUGUUCCUUUGGAUGGCAAUGUUUUAACUUUUAACUCAAUUAUUACAAUGGUAAGGAAAUUACGUGAAAUUGGUAAUCUUGGUAAUGCUUGUCCACCUUCCGAAAUUAAUGUACCAUACAUAUUUGAUUAA